UUAUUUUCUGGCUUACUCGUUGACAACAUCUUUGUAUUUUUCAAGUGUUGAUAGUUAGAUAGCUGAAGUAACUUAUUUGAGGUAAUGUAAGUUAACUAGCUAUAACACGUAACGUCAGAAACAGUAGGUAGCCUAACUGAAUAUUGGCAUAAAUUAAAGUAAGAAUACUUGUGAUAACAGAAUAGCCAAUGAUUUUACGCAAGUUGUGUUUGUCGGAUAUAAUGUUACUGUUGACAGAAGGAGGAAGUGGGGUAAGGAUCAAUAUUGGCAUACUUGGCAGACACCUAUUGAAUGUUGGGGUUAUUAACAGAAUAUCCUGAGUCGGUUAUACCUGAUGUGGUAACUUUGUAUAGCCAGCUCGUCAAGUCUACAAAGAACCAAGUUAAUUAAACCUCUGUACUCUUAUUAAUGUUGAUUUGUUGACCAAUAAUUCCCCGUUGCCUCAUUCAGGUAAUUUCCUGCUAGAAGUGUAAACAGUCGACAUGACGGCCUGAGCUGGACAGUUGUCAAAUUCUCUACUCGUCCACACAAUAUAAGUGACGCAGAUCAGGAGCAUGUGGGCCUCGUGCUGUAACUGGUUCUGUCUGGACUCUGCUACAGGGGACGAGGGGGGGGGCAACACGCGGCACCAGGCCUACACCAACUCCGGCUUCAGCAGCUUCCCCUCGCCCACCGCCGUGGACCACACCUGCAAGGCCUGCGGGGGACGCUUCGACACACUGACCAGGAAGCACAUGUGCAUGGACUGCAAGAAGAGCUUCUGCAGCCGCUGCUCCGCGCAGCUGGAGCUGCAGCCACGGCUCUGCCUGACGUGCCAGCGCCUGUGCGCCACGCUGUUUGACCGCGCCGAGCUGAUGAAGCUGAAGGUGAAGGACCUGCGCGACUACCUGCACCUGCACCAGGUGCCCACGCAGAUGUGCCGCGAGAAGGAGGAGCUGGUGGAGCUGGUGCUCGGCCAGCAGACGCCCGCCGCCAACGCCACCAGCCAGGCCACCGCCAACGUGCGGGUGACGCAGCAGCAGCCGCCGCCGCCGCCUCAACCACCGCCGCCGGCGGCAGUGCCACCGCAACACGUACACACGCGCGCACCGAGCAGCGCCCACACACACCACACAUCGCAGCAGAACGGACAGACGGCACCAAUGGCAGGCCCGGUGUCUGCGGGUCCGACCGUAACCCAGCCGCGCUCAGAACCACACAGGCCUCCGACGCCGCCGGUCCAGGAGGACUCACAGAGCCUGUCUGCGCUGGCGCCCUCUGCGCUGGCACCCUCUGCGCCAGAGGAGGGGCCGGAGGAUGAGGCAGACACGGAGCUGCGGGGAGAGCAGGAGUCGCAGUCCUCUGACACAGAGGAGGUGCUGGUCCCUGGGCGAAGGGCGUCUCUGACGGACCUGUUGUCGGCGGAGGACAUCGAGGCUCUGAGCGUGCGGCAGCUGAAGGAGAUCCUGGCCAGGAACUUUGUGGACUACAAGGGCUGCUGCGAGAAGUGGGAGCUGAUGGAGAGGGUCACGCGCCUCUACCACGACCAGAAGGACCUGCAGAACCUAGUUUCAAAUGCCUCUGAUGGCACAGACUUGCCCUCCGGCCCGGUCAUCGAGGAGAACCUGUGCAAGAUCUGCAUGGACUCGCCCAUAGACUGCGUCCUGCUGGAGUGCGGCCACAUGGUCACCUGCACCAAGUGUGGCAAGCGCAUGAGCGAGUGCCCCAUCUGCAGGCAGUAUGUGGUGCGCGCCGUGCACGUCUUCCGGUCCUAGUGCACCCGUUGCGCGUAUUCCGUUCCUGAAGCCUCGCCGCGGUUCCUGGCGCUGUGGCCUUUAAUUGGCUCACACACACACUCUCAAACACAUGCAUACACACUCCUACACUCCCAUAAGCUCAAUACUGUCCUUUGAUGCAGUACAGCUUUUUCCCCCCAACCCGUGGAAGAAUUAAGGUCACCCUUUUUUCCCCCACACCUGCUAAUGUCUAUUAAAACCGAUUGUACGUCACACAACAGCCUGCUCUCUUCACAAACGGGCUAAUGGCACUUUUAUCAGUGGACUUUGGUGCCAUCAGCGCCAUGGAUGGCGGUAAAAAGUGCUGUAGCUCUUGGCUGGCAAGUCUGACGUUGGCUUUAGUUUUUAUGGUUAGUAAAAGAGCAUGGUCUAGGGGCAUUUAUCAGGUGCACUCAACCCCUAUGAGAGCCACUGACGACAACUCAACCAGGAAGAGGAAGUGGAUCUGUGUUAUUUCUGCAGGCUAGGGGGGAGGGUGCACCACAUGGGAACAUGACGACUUCACCCAGUUCCAGAACAUUACAAGGCAACAGCUGUCCCAUAACUGUCUUCUCACUCACAAUGAUCACGUGACCAGUCAUGGGAUGACCAUUUGUGCCUGUGUGUGUGUGUGUGUGUGUGUGUCUGUCUGUCAGUGUGUGUGUGCCUGUUCUGUGUGCGUGUGAGUG
Messenger RNA from Clupea harengus (Atlantic herring), 2443 nucleotides. It is a transcript of the gene rffl, whose product is annotated as ring finger and FYVE-like domain containing E3 ubiquitin protein ligase. NCBI's taxonomy places the organism in Eukaryota, Metazoa, Chordata, Actinopteri, Clupeiformes, Clupeidae. The transcript is spliced from 7 exons. Gene Ontology annotation, cellular component: plasma membrane; cytoplasm. The coding region runs from base 555 to 1754 and encodes 399 amino acids. Gene Ontology annotation, molecular function: ubiquitin protein ligase activity. The record is from RefSeq and is a predicted model, not a curated record. Gene Ontology annotation, biological process: negative regulation of extrinsic apoptotic signaling pathway via death domain receptors; protein K48-linked ubiquitination; proteasome-mediated ubiquitin-dependent protein catabolic process.